This is a messenger RNA of Morchella importuna, 1308 nucleotides long. RefSeq lists its product as uncharacterized. Gene Ontology annotation, biological process: carbohydrate catabolic process. The record is from RefSeq and is a predicted model, not a curated record. The transcript is spliced from 3 exons. NCBI's taxonomy places the organism in Eukaryota, Fungi, Ascomycota, Pezizomycetes, Pezizales, Morchellaceae. Bases 1 to 1308 code for a protein of 435 amino acids. Gene Ontology annotation, molecular function: L-rhamnonate dehydratase activity; magnesium ion binding.
AUGUCGGAAAUUAAGCAGUGGCCCACUAUCAAGGCCAUCAAGACCUAUGUUGUCGACGGUGUCGGCUCGGGCGGUGAUUACCACAAUGUUGCCGGCGGUCAUUGGCUCGUCGACUCCCCCAUUGCAAACCCCAUGUCCCGCUUCGAGAAAUACAAGCACUCGCGCACCUCGUGGGGCAUCAACGUACUCGGCUCCUUCUGCGUCGAGAUCGAGGCCACGGAUGGCACCACGGGCUUCGCCACCGGCUUCGGCGGUCCCCCGGCCUGCUGGAUCGUCCACCAGCACCUCGAGCGCUUCCUGAUCGGAAACGACCCCCGAAACCUCUCGCUCAUGUGGGACCAGAUGUUCCGCGCCACAACCUUCUACGGCCGCAAGGGCCUGCCCAUUGCUACUAUCUCUGUCGUUGACUUGGCCCUGUGGGACCUGCUCGGAAAGAUCCGUGGCGAGCCAGUGUACAAGAUGAUUGGCGGUGCAACGAGGGAGAAGCUGAGUUUCUACUGCACGGGGCCCGAGCCGGUCGCGACGAAGGAGAUGGGCUUCUUUGGUGCGAAGGUGCCACUGCCGUAUGGGCCUGAUGAUGGCCAUGAGGGCCUAAGGAAGAAUGUGGAAUUCUUGAAGAAGCACAGGGAGUCGGUGGGACCGGAUUACCCGAUUAUGGUCGAUUGCUAUAUGAGCUUGACGGUGCCCUACACGAUCCAGCUGGCGACGGCGUGUCUGGACCUGAACAUCAAUUGGUGGGAGGAGGUCCUUCACCCGGAUGACUUUGAUGGCUUCCAACAGCUCAAGCAGGCGCUGCCGCAGCUCAAGUUCACUACCGGCGAGCACGAAUACACCCGCUACGGCUUCCGCAAACUCAUUGAGGGCCGCAACCUCGACAUCCUCCAGCCCGACGUCAUGUGGGUCGGCGGUCUCACCGAGCUCCUCAAAGUCACCGCUAUGGCCGCCGCCUACGACAUCCCAGUGGUCCCUCACGCCUCGGGCCCAUACUCUUACCACUACGUCGUCUCGCAGUCAAACUGCCCCUUCCAAGAGUACCUCGCAAACUCGCCCGACGGAAAAUCGGUCUACCCCGUCUUUGGCGAUAUGUUCAUUGAUGAGCCUGUUCCAAUCAAUGGAUCUAUGGAUGUUUCCGUACUGGAUAAGCCAGGUUUCGGGCUGGUGUUGAACCCCAAGGCGAGGUUGGUGGAUGCGCGGUUUUUGUUGAGCCCUACUCCGCAGAAGGCGUUGACCCCGCCGGCUGCGGGCGUGGCGCCGAAGGCGGUGAAUGGCACGAAUGGGGUGAAGGCACAGGAGGAGAGUGCGCAUUGA